AAACUUGCGAACUCGCGGAAUACGAUUCACCAACAUAACCGGGGUUCUGUUCCGACAAAGGUCAGGACACGACGGUUCCUUAGCUUUACGAAACGACAUGUCGAGGGAAAUAGUAGUAUAUACAAAAAUUGCGGAAACCCUAGCCACCCAGGGCUGAAAAACUGCCAACUUUGCUCAGUUCUUUUCCCCACCAUUCAAUUAGGGCUACCAAGAUUGCAGUUUGAUUCAGUCUCGAAUUUGGAAGAUGGGGAGAAGAAUCAAGCAGAAGAAGUUCAAAUUCGAAGACGACGAUGACGAACUUCAGGUUCUAAAAACUGUGGCUCCCAAGUUUGCCAAAUCGCUGAGCAGUGAUGACGACGAGGCCAAUGAAGAUCUUAGCCUCAAAAUUGUUGAGAAGGCCAUGCAAUUGCGCUCCGGAAAGUUGGUUACCGAUGCCGGCGUUAAUAAGGAUGGGAAGUGUGAACAAAGUGGUAAUGGUGAUGUUGCUGCCGUUGGAGCCAUUGAAUUGGUUCCAUCGUCAUUGGAGGGUGCUGAUGCCGACGCUGGAACUAGCAAAGCCAGCGCCGAUAGCAUAGCUACUGCUUCUAAGAAGACAGUGAAGAAGAGGAAGAAGAAAGUUAAGAAGCUGGGAACUGAAGAGCGCGAUGCGGUUGUCACAGAAGGAGAGAAGAUCGAGACAACUGGAGUGAUCGAUCAAGUGGAUUCAGUGGAACCAAACUCGACUGCGACAACUGAUAAUAAUGUGUUCAGGAAGCUUCUUCGUGGACCAAGAUAUUUUGAUCCUCCAGAUAGUUGGGGAACAUGCUAUAAUUGUGGCGAGGAAGGUCAUAAUGCUGUGAAUUGCACAUCGGCUAAACGAAAGAGACCAUGCUUUGUCUGUGGAAGUCUGGAGCACAAUGCAAAGAGUUGCUCAAAGGCGCGAGACUGCUUUAUUUGCAAGAAAGGUGGGCAUCGUGCAAAUGUUUGUCCGGAGAAGCACAAAAAUGUUUCUUCAAGCUUGAAGAUAUGUUUAAAAUGUGGAGAUUCUGGGCAUGAUAUGUUUUCUUGUCAGAAUCAUUAUGCAGAUGAUGAUCUUAAGAAGAUACAAUGCUACAUUUGUAAGAAAUUUGGUCAUUUAUGUUGUGUGAAUUCCACCAGUGAUACUUCAGUCGUUUCCUGCUACAAAUGUGGACAGACUGGACAUACUGGUCUGUCAUGCUCGAGAUUACGUGGGGAAGCCUCUGGUGCUGUAUCAUCUAGCCAAUGCUAUAGAUGUGGUGAAGAAGGGCAUUUUGCCCGUGAGUGCACAAGUUCCACCAAGAGUGGCAAGAGGAAUCGUGAGGAAGCCUCUGGUGCUGCAUCACCUAGCCCAUGCUAUAAAUGUGGUGAAGAAGGGCAUUUUGCCCGUGAGUGCACAAGUUCCACUAAGGGUGGCAAGAGGAUUCUUGAGGAAACUUCUGGUGCUGCAUCACCUAGCUCAUGCUAUAGGUGUGGUGAACAAGGGCAUUUUGCUCGUGAUUGUGCAGGUUCCACCAAGGGUGGCAAGAGGAUUAUUGAGGAACCCUCUGUUUUUUCAUCACCUAGCUUAUGCUAUAGAUGUGGUGAACUAGGGCAUUUUGCCCGUGAGUGCACAAGUUCCACCAAGCUUGCUCAGGGUGGCAAGAGGAAUCGUGAGUUAUCAAAUCCAAAAUGGAGGUCACAAGUAGAAGAAACUGACUAUAUGGGGUCAAAAUCUGCACCUCAUGAUCUUGUGAAAGCUCAUGAUAAGAAGAAGAAGAUGAACCAUGAAGAAAAAUACUCUGACUUGCCUAGGAAGUCAGGACAAAGGGGUCGCUGGAUGAUGGAAGAUCCUGGUCCUAACUUUUCCCAUGGCACGUUCAAUAGAAACGACUGGAAUUCUCCUGUCACACCAUCUCGGUGGGGUCAUGAUUAUUAUGCGGAAUACAACGGUCAAUACACAGACCCUCAUUUUUCCGGUCACUAUGCAAGCCCUCAAUUCUCUGGUCACUAUUCAAACCAUCAAUCUUUCACAAAGAGGCACACAUUACAUCCAGGAACUCCUCAGUAUGGAUACUCAGCAUCGAGAUUUGGAGGCUUUAGCCAUGAAGGAAGGAGUAGAAGCUACGGAUGGUGGUAGAAAGGGUGGUUAUUUGAUUUGAAUGAUUGGUAUCUGUUGGGAAAAAUAAAUACUGCUCAAAGAUUUGUUAAUUUCAAAGCAGAAUCUGAGAAUCAUUGUAAGUUACUGCUUCAUUUGUAAUAGUACCAUAUUUAUCUUUUAGCCUAGUUUACAUGAAUCCCUAUUGAUCUCUA
Messenger RNA from Cucumis melo (muskmelon), 2289 nucleotides. RefSeq lists its product as uncharacterized. Bases 245 to 2116 code for a protein of 623 amino acids. The record is from RefSeq and is a predicted model, not a curated record. Lineage: Eukaryota; Viridiplantae; Streptophyta; Magnoliopsida; Cucurbitales; Cucurbitaceae. Gene Ontology annotation, molecular function: zinc ion binding; nucleic acid binding. The transcript is spliced from 10 exons.